Equus quagga is the source of this 852-nucleotide messenger RNA. RefSeq names its product WBP2 N-terminal like (gene WBP2NL). NCBI's taxonomy places the organism in Eukaryota, Metazoa, Chordata, Mammalia, Perissodactyla, Equidae. Gene Ontology annotation, cellular component: nucleus. Gene Ontology annotation, molecular function: transcription coactivator activity; chromatin DNA binding. The record is from RefSeq and is a predicted model, not a curated record. The transcript is spliced from 6 exons. Bases 1 to 852 code for a protein of 283 amino acids. Gene Ontology annotation, biological process: positive regulation of DNA-templated transcription.
AUGGCGGUGAACAAGAACCACACCCAGAGCCGCAGCGGGGUUGUCGUUCCUUUUGGCGAAAGUGUCUUGCAGCAAUGUCAGGAAGUGUACCUCUCCUUCCCACAGCAACCAGAGGGAUCCAAUCUCUUUAGUGGUACAAAGAGGGGAACAUUAUUUCUCACUUCAUACCGGGUGAUCUUUGUGACUUUACCCUCAGUCAACGAUCCCAUGCUUUCUUUUAUGAUGCCGUUUGAUCUGAUUAGUAACUGGACACUUGAACAGCCAGUCUUUGCCGCCAACUACAUUAAAGGAACCAUUCAGGCAGCUCCAGAUGGUGGCUGGGAAGGACAGGCUACUUUUAAGUUAAGCUUCAGAAAAGGAGGCGCCGUCCAGUUUGCCCAGUUGAUGAUGAAAGCUGCCUCUGCUGCUGCCAGCGGAGUUCCACUUGGAAGUGUAACUUGCUGGUUCGGUGCUCCAGGAUUGAGUGUAGUUACCUGUCAGGGAAGCAUGAUGGGCACCCAACAGAUGCCUGGCCCAGCAUACCCAGUUGUUGUCUAUGGACCCCCACCUGCGGGAUAUGGAACCCCACCUGUGGGAUAUGGAGCCCCACCUCCGGGAUAUGGAGUCCUGCCUGCGGGAUAUGGAGCCCCACCAGUGGGAUACAGAGCCCCGCCUGCAGGACAUGGAGCCCCACCUGCAGGACAUGGAGUCCUACUGGCUGGAAAUGAAGCCCCGCCUGCAAGAUGUGAAACUCCACCUGCUGGAAAUAGAGCUAGGGCUCAUGAAUCUGUGGCAGCCCAGCUGGCUGGGUCUGAGACCUCUCCUUCCGUUGCCUCAUCUUCUCAGGCUCGUUUACCACCUUCUAAGAAGUAA